AUGAAUAGUGGGUAUGGCACACUUUCUGCCUCCGAACUGAACCCUUGCAACUCUAACGACGUUAACAAGUGCACAGACUACAUGGAGAAAACUUCACAAGGACAGAGUGAUGGAGCAGUAUUGCAGGGUGACACAGUUGGAGCCAGUGUUCAAAAUAAGAGAGAACUUUCCCCCCCAAAAAUAGAGGAAAAACGUUCAUCAGGAAGAAAUGAUAUUUUAGUUUUUCCUACUGAAUUUGAACAUAAAGUUGAUGAAGGUGAAUGUGGAAAAAAAGCCAGUAAAUCUUUAACAUCAUGGGCACAAAAGUUGAAACAAAACCAACCAAAAAGAAUAAAUGUGGACGAAGUAUGUGUGAACUCUAUGCAAGAAAAUGAGCAAGCAAAGAAAUUACCACUUGAGAAUACAAACCUUACUGAUGCUGCUUUGCCACCUCACACUUUUUACCUCAAUCAACCAAAUGAAAGUCCAAAUUCCUUAGUGUCUGAAGCUUCAGGACUUUCAUACUGGAAAUUAGAUGAAAAGGAGAUGUAUCACUCUUUACCAGAGAAUUUCAGAAGCGAGUUUGCUGAUAUUUUCUCCACAAAAGUAUCACCAGAUCAGUUGUCUUCUGCUGAUGAAACAAAACUAUCAUCAUUGAAGGAUAUUUAUCAUAAAAGACAAAGGGAAAAUAAGCAGCUGCCUGACCAGAAUUUUAUGCCUUCUUCCCAGUCAAGUCACCCACCAGAGAUCUUGACGUUGGACCCAACCCUGCAUAUGAAACCAGGUCAGCAGAACCCAGGACGCUGUUUUUUCAAUAUUCCUGAAGAGGCUGCUCCUUUUUCUCCAGACUCAAUGGCAGAGCCUGGAUUUUCAAGUCAUUGUGACACAGACUCUUUUUCACAAACAAGUAAUUCAUCUCAGUUAGAUGAUUCUCCAAAACAUCCUGCCAGCAGCAGAGCUGUGCAUUUGGACCUCUGGAGAAAUCACCCAUUCCAAAAUGAAAACAAGACCAGCUGUCCCUUUCCAAUGGCAUAUACCGAUGCUAAUAAUGAUAAUUUAGUCAACACUGAGGAGGAAGAAACACUGACUCUAACUCCAUCUUCUGUUACUCAGUGUGCUGAGAACAGUUUGCCAGAAUAUAGUCUUUCAGUGACAUCUGUUGAAGAUCCUGUGAUAAUGUCAAAGAUUAGGCAGAACUUGAGGCAAAAACAUGCUCGACACAUAGCUGAUCUACGAGCUUACUAUGACUCUGAGAUACAUAGCUUAAAACAGCAGCUAGAGGCAAGCCAUAAAACUGCUUCAUCUGAAGACUUGAAGAAAAUCAAUCAAAAUCUUGCUGACAGGUGUGACCAGUUAGAUGCGGCUCUGAAUGAAGCAAGUGCUCGCAUAAAAGCCCUUGAAAAUAAGAAUAAUAUGCUAGAAAAGCAAGUGGCAGAUUGGCGAGAACGUUUUUGUGCAGUCAGUAAUACUUCCAAAGUUUUGCAAGAACGUAUUGAAGAAAUGCGCACAAAUAAUAAAGAGAAAGAUAACACUAUCAGUCGACUAAAAUCGAGGCUUAAAGAUCUAGAGGAAGCAUUUGAAAAGGCUUACAAGUUAUCUGAUAAUAAAAAUACAAGGCUAAAGGAAGAAAAUAAAAUGUUUCAAAAUCUUUUAGGAGAAUAUGAGUCCCUUGGAAAAGAACAUGAAAGAGUAAAGGAUACAUUAAAUGCAACUGAAAACAAAUUGCUUGAUGCGAACACACAGAUUUCUGAUUUGAAAAGGACAAUUUCAAAACUUGAAGCUCAGCUCAAGCAGGUAGAACAUGAAAAUAUGCUGAAACUUCGCCAUAUUACUGAAAGUCGUUUAAGAACCUCUUGUGCCAACAAGCUGGCAACUCCUGAUGUCAGCAGGCGAAAGUGGUUGAUACCGGGAGCGGAGUAUUCCAUCUUCACUGGCCAGCCUUUGGAAGUCCAGGAAAGCCCCAAAGAUAACAGAUUAGAAGAAACCUAUAUUCCUUCUAGGCACCAUUCCCCUCCUGAAAAAGACUCCUCGCAAGAAGACUCUUCAACAAAGACAAUAGAAAAGAAAGAAAAUGAGAUGUCAGAAGCACCAAUUAUAAAAGCUUUUAAAGAACUUGAAGAAGGAAAAGCAUUUAAAGAUUGGGGUACACAGACAGAAAAAGAAGACACAUCAGCUAAAACAUCAAAUCGACGUCAAACUGUUGGGUUUGUUGAAACUUCUUUUGUUGCUAACCGAUCCCCAGAGAAAAGUAAAGACCAACACAGACCAAAACGGUACAGCUCCCCUUGCGGCCAGAGGUCAUCGUCCCUUCCUCCUUCAAACAGGAAAUCAAAUACACCAACAAGAAGAGAGAUAAUGUUGGCACCAGUGUCUGUGACAUACAGCCCAAAACGAUCUCCCAAAGAAAACCUCUCUCCUGGAUUUAGCCAUUUGCUUAGCAAAAAUGAAAACACGGUGACAAGAUUUGAUAUACUUCUGGAUGACCUGGAAACUGGUUCUACAUCUACUUUACAGCACAAUAAUCCAAGAAAAAGGCUCCAGUUUGUUUCACUAGAUGAUGUAGAAGGAAGGCAACAUUCAGGUGUCAGACACAGCCCUUGUGCUGAAUUCGUCAAUACUGGAAUGAAGAAAGCGACAGUGUGGGACGAGAGGAGCAUAGCACAAAAAUACGAGCCCGUGCUAUCGCCUUGUGAGGGAGACUUCAAGUACGCAGCAAGGAUUAAGACUCUGGCUGAAACAGAGAGGCUUUUUGAUGAGCUGACUCAAGAAAAGCAACAGAUUGAGGCUGCAUUGAGUCGAAUACCUUGUUCUGGUGGAAGAAUGACCUUGCAAGCAAGAUUAAAUCAGGAAGCCCUGGAAGAUCGCUUGGAAAGGAUUAAUAGAGAUUUGGGGUCAAUACGCAUGACUCUGAAAAGAUUUCAUGUUUUACGUACCUCUGCAAAUCUCUGACAAUUCCCUCUUGAAUGCAGAUAUGCAUUUGUUUGUUUGUUGGGGUUUUUUUUUUUUUGCACUAAUAUGUAAUUAUGCACUCAGUAAAUGCAAAUCUUUUUGUAUUUUUAUAAACCCUCAAUAGUAGUUUUACAACCAUGUUACCCUUUACAAACAGCAAUAUUUUGUACUUCAAACAGCCACCUAUAUUUUAAACAUAUUUUUGUUACACUUGAGAAAUCAAUGUUGAUCCUGUAUUGUAAUAUUUUUAGAAAUAUUAAUUAUUUUUAAAUAGUGAUAUUAAAUUUAUAAUAAGAAACUAAAAGGCAGCUUGUUUUCAGAAAA
This is a messenger RNA of Balearica regulorum gibbericeps (East African grey crowned-crane), 3252 nucleotides long. RefSeq names its product M-phase phosphoprotein 9 (gene MPHOSPH9). Gene Ontology annotation, cellular component: centriole. The record is from RefSeq and is a predicted model, not a curated record. Lineage: Eukaryota; Metazoa; Chordata; Aves; Gruiformes; Gruidae.